Molecule: messenger RNA, 1854 nt
Organism: Morchella importuna
Lineage: Eukaryota; Fungi; Ascomycota; Pezizomycetes; Pezizales; Morchellaceae
Exons: 2
Coding region: 1-1854 (617 amino acids)
Biological process (GO): regulation of transcription by RNA polymerase II
Molecular function (GO): DNA-binding transcription factor activity, RNA polymerase II-specific; RNA polymerase II cis-regulatory region sequence-specific DNA binding
Source: RefSeq, a predicted model, not a curated record
AUGGCAACUUCGCAGUCAUUACCUACCUCGUCGAUAGCCCCUAGUAUGAAACCGGAGGCCUUGACAGACUUUGUAUUAUUCGAGGAAAACGAACCUAUAUAUUUCGACUCGCGGCAGUUUAUUCACCAGAGCAACCCUCAAUUCCACUCAGCGCCAAUCCACUCAGAUAAUUACGUUACAUCAUCAGCAUCACGGGGUGGAGUUGUAGAUUGGAGUGCAAUGUUAGAAAACCCGAGUAGUAUAGAUAAUAAUUUACAUACAAGGCAACAGCAGCAAGAGGGAGUUAGCAAGCCAUUCUACCCCAUGGACCUUCCACCAGCUACGUCGGCCUCAUCAUUCGACAACUACCCACCCUACACCGGAUACGGGAUCUCAGAAAGCUUCGCAGACGAGAUGCCCCCAGCCCCAGGCGUCCUGGUUCACCCUCCAACAUUUCCUUAUCCGUCUAAUAUUCCUCAGGAUGACUAUAGGCAAAGCCCCUUCCCUUCUCCAGUCACCUCGGCCGGUGGAUGGGAUGGCCACUCCUCAGUCACAAGUGCGAUCUCUGGAUCUGAAGCUGGCAGCAACUCACCUUACCUCAAUGACGACGGCCUGUACACUACUCAGUAUCCCACUGCAACAGGAAGUGUCGACCCUUCGCUCAUCAGCAUCCCUUCACCAAACCAGCUGAACGAUGAUGCCCCGGCCUCGGCUUCGUCGCAUGGCUCACCCGGUUGGCAAUCUGCACCGUCUCCAGUUUCUAACCCUGGGUCGCCGGUAUUUAACAAGCCAGUAAGAUCUGGUGGAUCCGUUGGUCGUCUGUCACCUUACCCAGCACGCGAGCGCCCAGCUCCUUACCCAACCCGGAGGCCAUCAGUAUCGUCCCAGGGCUCCCGCAGAUCCCAUGGAUCACCAAUUGGAGCUGGAAAUUUGGAAUGGUUUGAAGAUCCCAGUGGGGUCCAGAGUGGUGAAAUCUUUGCAGGACAGCAAUUGCAAAGGGCUGCAAGUGCCGAGUCCCACCGAUCAAGGGGGGUCAGGGCACCAAGCAGCUCUGCCAGCGUCCCAAGCAGCCAUAGUGGUGUUGGAUCAUCAGGAAAGGAUACAGUCUGCCCGGAGUGCAACAAGAGUUUUAGGGAUCUCAGGGCACAUCAACUCACCCAUCAGUUGGAGCGACCAGUGAAGUGUCCGAUCGCAACAUGUGAAUACUCGAAAAAGGGAUUUGCUAGAAAAUAUGACUGCCAAAGACACACCCUGACACACUACAAGGGAACAAUGGUGUGCGGGUUCUGUCCUGGAUCCGGGUCGGCAGUGGAGAAGUCGUUCAACCGUGCAGACGUGUUUAAGCGCCACUUGAUGUCUGUACACAAUGUCGAGCAGACGCCUCCAAACGGCCGCAAGAAGAUUGGAUCAAAGCAAGGUUCUUUCACUGCGUCUCCUACGGAGGAAGACCGCUUUUCUGGCGCAUACAUCACCGGAAAGUGCAGUAUUUGCGCGGUCACCUUCGCCACUGCUCAGCAGUUCUACGAGCAUUUGGAUGAGUGCGUGCAGCUCAAGGUUGUCCAAGAGGAGCCAGCUGCAGCAUUCAACGAAAUGAAUCUUGACUCGGUCAAGCUAGAAGACAUGGAAGAGGCUUCAGAGAAGGGAAAGCGAUUCAACAAAGAUGAGGAGGAGGAGGACGAGGAAGAUGUCGAGGAAGAGGACGACCUUGCCGAGGAGGGUGAAGACGGUGCCGAUGACGGAAAGGAUGAAACCUUUACCCCACCCGGCCGCAAGUCCACCGGCAAGCUUGGACGCAAUGGAUCCAAGCGAGCCACUCGCGGGGGAGCAAAGAAGCCCGCUUCCGGGAACGGAAGCGGUGGCUCACGUCCGAGGUGA